This is a messenger RNA of Perca flavescens (yellow perch), 1170 nucleotides long. It is a transcript of the gene dnajc17, whose product is annotated as DnaJ (Hsp40) homolog, subfamily C, member 17. The record is from RefSeq and is a predicted model, not a curated record. The coding region runs from base 143 to 1006 and encodes 287 amino acids. NCBI's taxonomy places the organism in Eukaryota, Metazoa, Chordata, Actinopteri, Perciformes, Percidae. Gene Ontology annotation, biological process: spliceosomal complex disassembly. The transcript is spliced from 12 exons. Gene Ontology annotation, cellular component: spliceosomal complex. Gene Ontology annotation, molecular function: RNA binding.
UUCCUAGUUCAAAGGUCGAAGACGUUAAACGCAUGCUGCCUGGAACGGGAACAACAACAAACCGCUGAAUUAGCCAAACGUUAACAUUGCCUUUACAUUUCUUAUUUUUCUGUGUUGGUACCGUUGCUCGUUAUUGACAGAAAUGUCCGGAAAGGCCAAGGAUAUCUUACAGAUGGACCUGUAUGGUUUACUUGGUAUUGAAAGCACUGCUACAACAAAAGAGAUCAAGAAAGCUUAUCGACAGAAAGCCUUGACAUGCCAUCCAGACAAGAACCCAGACAACCCAAAAGCAGUGGAGCUCUUCCACCAGUUGUCCCAGGCUCUCGAGGUGCUAACUGAUGCUGCUGCCAAGGCUGCCUAUGACAAGAUUUGCACUGCCAAGAAACAGGCAGAAGAAAGAACCAGGAAGCUAGAUGAUAAGAGAAAAAAAAUUAAGCUUGACUUGGAGGCCAGAGAGCAACAAGCAGAAGCUCAGAGUCAGGAAGAGGUGCAAAACACUAGAACACUUGAAGAAGAGAUAGCCCGUUUGAGAGAGGAGGGAUCCAGGCAGCUUGAGGAGCAACAGAGGCUCAUCAGAGAACAGAUCCAGAGAGAAAGAGAAGAACAGCAGCUGCAAACAGGAGUCUACAACUCAGGAGUGGAGAGAUGUUCCAAGAGCAAUGUGACCCCCAAAUUGAAGUUAAAGUGGAAGUGUAAAAAAGAUGACGAGACGAAUGGAGGCUACUCUCAAGACAUUCUUUUCAGACUUCUACAAAAGUAUGGGGAUGUUUCAAAUGUGAUUGUAUCGAGAAAGAAGAGAGGAAGCGCUGUGGUUGAAUUUGCAACAGUGAGAGCAGCUGAGCUGGCAACUAAGAAUGAAAGUGGCCUGAGUGAAAAUCCUUUGAAGAUUUCAUGGCUCGAAGGACAGCCCGAGGUUAUUGCUCCAGCAUCUCAACCUGGCCAGUUCAUGUCUUUACAGGUGUGGUCUGCUGCCUAUCCUCUAAAGGAAGUCUAUCAGCCUCCUUAAGACUUCCAGUAACAAAAGCAAGUCCCACAUGGUAAUUGUCCUGCGUCAAACAGGUUUUGUAGGCCUGUAAAGGUUUUAUCGGCACUUUAGUAGCAGCGGGAGACUGGAGAGCGUGGACACAACAGCAUUCCUUUCCAAACAUGUCAGUUUGGCCAAGGAGGAGU